AUGAAGCAAGUCCACAAUCCCGGCCAGUGGCUAAUAACGCGCGUCAACUUCCCCGUCGGGGAGCCCGCGAGCGACGGCAAGUCGACUACCGUUUUGAAAACUCCGUUGCAGCUAGCCGCCAUCCACGGCCGUGUCGAGAUAGCACGCUGGCUCGCCGACUCAACGGAACACAUCAAUGCGGGCUUCCAACUGGCGACCGAAACUCACGAGUUGGAAGACUGCCACCUUGGGGAAUGCCAGUACGUGGAUUCGAAAUCAUUCUGCCUGGACCGCCCAUGUCGCACUGCUCUUCACUUCGCCAUCGAAAAAGACAACGUCGAGAUUGCCCGCAUCCUUCUCCAGGAGGGCGCCAGUCUCCGGACCGGAAAUCCCUCCCCGCUGUGCUACGCCGUCCGCCUGGGCCGGGACAAGAUUGUCCGUCUCAUGCUGGGCAUGCCGGACGAGAACAAGAACGGCAACAGGUCCACUCCGGGAUUCUGGGCGACGUCGGCCAAGGACAUGCUUGCGCGCCCCAGCCUGCCCGAGAUCCACGGCUCCCUCACCUUAGUCGGCGAAGCAUGCCGGAUCGAAGCGGAGCGACGUGCCGCCACCAUGCUCGAUCUGCUAGCAGAAGCCGCCAUCUCCAUCGGAGAAAGAACCCGCCGGACGCUCUUCAACGGCGGCAUCAGAUUCAACUAG
Molecule: messenger RNA, 678 nt
Organism: Lasiosphaeria miniovina
Lineage: Eukaryota; Fungi; Ascomycota; Sordariomycetes; Sordariales; Lasiosphaeriaceae
Exons: 2
Coding region: 1-678 (225 amino acids)
Molecular function (GO): protein binding
Source: RefSeq, a predicted model, not a curated record